This is a messenger RNA of Paraglomus brasilianum, 1134 nucleotides long. Lineage: Eukaryota; Fungi; Glomeromycota; Glomeromycetes; Paraglomerales; Paraglomeraceae. The record is from the annotation of a GenBank genome assembly.
AUGUCAACACCACAACCACCAAAUACAAACCCAUCACGGGUUAUACCUUUAACAUGCUCAGGUCAUACCCGCCCUGUUGUGCAUUUGCAGUUUUCUCCUAUUACUACAGAUGGAACUUACUACUUGAUAAGUGCUUGCAAAGAUUGUAAUCCAAUGCUACGAGAUGGUCCUACUGGUGACUGGAUCGGGACGUUCAUAGGCCAUAAGGGAGCAGUGUGGAGUGCUAAAUUGAGCAAAGAUGCUUCCAAAGCAGUUACUGCUUCAGCUGACUUUACUGCUAAGCUAUGGGAUACUUAUACAGGCGAUGUUUUGCAUUCAUUCACCCACGGUCACAUUGUGCGUUCAGCUGAUAUUUCUGAAGACAGUACACGCAUUGUAUCGGGUGGACAAGAGAAAAAGUUGCGAGUAUUUGAUUUAAGUAAACCGGAAGAGCCUGUCGUUGAAGUUGAGGCACACGAGGCUACUAUCAAGAGCGUUAUUUGGGACGGAGAGAGGAAUGUUGUAUUAAGUGCAGGAGACGAUAAGGAGAUUCGAGCUUGGGAUGUGCGUGGCUUCAGUCAGAUCAAUAGUUACAAGACGGAACAACCAAUCACUAGCAUGGAGCUUUCUCUUGAUGGCAAAUAUAUCACAUGCACAGCAGGGAAGACUGUCUACUUCAUAGACGCAUCAACUUAUCAACUAUAUAAAUCUAUCGAUACUGCAUAUGAUGUGUCAUCAGUGUCAUUACACCGUGAUCAUAAGCGAUUUGUCGCUGGCGGUAGUAAUGAUUUGUGGGUUAGAAUUUAUGACUUUGAAAGUGGCAAGGAACUUGAGGUGUAUAAAGGACAUCAUGGACCCAUUCAUACAGUCAGUUACAGUCCUGAUGGAGAAAUAUAUGCAACUGGAUCAGGUAAGACAGUCACGAUAUUAGACAUACGUGGAACUGAUCAUGUCAAUUUCAAAAGUGUGGGAUCUGGUCAAGAUAAUGCAGUAAUGCAGCAAUGCAGCACACAGUAUGGAAUUCACAUUGCUCAGGAACCACAGGAUGGAACUAUAAGGCUGUGGCAGACUACGCCAGGAAAGAGUUAUGGUCUGUGGCAGAGUAAGGCAGCAAAAGACGAGAAGGAAAAUGAUGCCAAUGGAAUAACUGAUUAA